CAUUAAGUCGAACGCUACUUGUAUGUGACAACGAAAAUCUUAACGAGACAACAACUCCACUGACAUGACGCUUCUAAAAGAGUCUACAAAAUUGUUACUAUUUGAAGCGGUUCGAAAAGCCAAGGACGCCGCCGGAGUACGGAGCCGUUUCAGUAAUAUCUACCCCGACGUCAAGCAAAAUCGAUCAGAUUUGCUCAAGGCAACGGGAGCUCAGAUGGCAAAGUACAUGCAGGAGAACUUCGCGUACGAUUUCCAAAUGUAUCCUGCGCAGCGUUACGUCAAAGAUCAGUGCAUUUUGUUUAUGCAACACAUUAUGUGGAACUGCUCUCGCAAUACGAUGACCGUUCAGGAACUACGCGAGGGCUUAGAAAACCUUCACAGCCUUUUGUAUAUUCUGAGUACGAAAGACAUCGCGGCAUUCCGGACACUGGUGGCUGACCUCCUCCUAAUCAUCCCGAUGAUGAAAGACCUUAUUAACGAAGCGGAAAGAUUCGCCGAAUGCAAACCAACCGACUGGGACGAAGUUGCGAGAUUCAUUAAGCAAGAAUCUGAAAUGGUAACAUUGGAUGCCGAGUAUAUCACAGCAAAGGUCGCCUAUUUUAGUUUGGAUCGUCUACUCGGUGCUGGGGGUUUUGGGGCAGUCUACAAAGCGUCCAUGGGAGAAAGUGCUUGCGUCGUCAAAUUUGUACCUACCACGGCAAUUCCGUCGUUGUCAGCUGCAGUCGCAGACAAGACCGUCGCAUGCAUGAUCAAUCACCCCUGUUUAGUCAAGUACUACGCGUGUUUCCUUGUCAAAGGGGCGUACGUUACCGCCAUGGAAUAUAUUCGUGGUGUUGAUAUUAUCCGUCUUCUAAAACUAAGUACUCGUCUCUCUGAAAAUUUUGUCAAAGUCAUUAUUUCUCAGCUUGGACUCGCUCUUAUCCAUAUGCACCGCAAAGGCUUUAUUCAUCGAGACGUGAAGCCGGCAAAUAUGAUGAUCACGUUCGGAUGCCGGGUGAAGUUGAUCGAUUUUGAUACAGCCCGAGUUUGCGUCGGCAAAUACAAUUCGCAGAAGAUGUGGAGCUGGCUUCAGAAAACUGCCAAAGAAUUUGAAGGAACCGAGAUGGCUGGCACCCUUCCUUACAUGGCUCCGGAGAUGUUCACGAAUGCUGGUUUCGGGCGAGCGCUUGACUGGUGGUCGAUGGGUGUGACAACUUACGAACUUGUCACAGGGAAACUUCCUUUCGCUCUUCGCAGAAACGUUGAGCACAUGAAGGCAGUUAUAAUUUCUGGAAAGUACGAGUGGCCCAAAUAUCAGCGUUAUUCCAGAGAAAUUAGGGAUCUCGUUGCGCACUGCCUUAACGCCAAGGCUAAAGAUCGAUUAUGUUCGAGAUCUUACCAUGAAUUCCUUCGGCACCCAUUCUUUCUGGGUCAGGAUUGGUAUUGGGUCCAGACAGCUAAUACAUUAAUGCAGUUUGAUCCCGUCACGUUUGUGACAGCCCGACAGUCCCGUACAGAUCUUAUAACCGGCAGUGAAUCGCCACAGGCAUCACCUACUGCUGAUUGGAAACGAAUGCGUUUAUUCGGGUCGAACCAGUUUGAGGAUACUACAGAAGAGCAGCAAUUGUUUACUUAUUCAUCACCUGGCUUCAUUCGUGCGUACAAACUCAUUCUCAAUGGCGAGGUUUUGGUUGUCGAAAGGAAGUCCUGCCAUAGUGACGUAUUUGGUCUCGACAAAUGUCUCUCGGCUGAUUUCAAUAGGUAAUAUGAAAUGGCACCAAGUACUGUGGGUCCCGAUGUGGGUUUGCACCCUAUGUGGGUUACAAUCAUCAAAAAUAGCAGAACUAUUUGCUGCAAGGGACGCAUUUUAAUUAAGCGAAGCAGGAUCUCUGCUAGGAAUAUAAUAACACAAUUCAGCUUAA
Molecule: messenger RNA, 1901 nt
Organism: Varroa destructor (honeybee mite)
Lineage: Eukaryota; Metazoa; Arthropoda; Arachnida; Mesostigmata; Varroidae
Product: putative serine/threonine-protein kinase DDB_G0277449
Biological process (GO): protein phosphorylation
Molecular function (GO): ATP binding; protein kinase activity
Source: RefSeq, a predicted model, not a curated record